Messenger RNA from Laetiporus sulphureus 93-53, 2322 nucleotides. RefSeq lists its product as uncharacterized. The coding region runs from base 138 to 2063 and encodes 641 amino acids. Lineage: Eukaryota; Fungi; Basidiomycota; Agaricomycetes; Polyporales; Laetiporaceae. The transcript is spliced from 2 exons. The record is from RefSeq and is a predicted model, not a curated record.
AUGCUAUCCUCCCUCGCGUAUAUCAUCUCCUUCCCUUCCUCCCCCUCCAGGCCAAGCUUUGCCAUCGUCGACGACGACGGCGACGACGAUCUUGCGCUCAUCUCGGCGUGCGAUCCGCCAAGCGGCACUACGCCUGCAUGGCCAAGCCUGCUAAGUUCUCCGCCCCUGCGCCGUCCCCGCGUUCGCUGCCGCGUGUAUCACGACAGCAUCAACCAUCCCCCCGACGCCAGCCUGCAUCUCUCCCAUCGCCCUCCUCGUCGCUCCUUGCGCUGUUCGCGACUGUCGCUGCAUCUGCCUCUACUGUCGACGGUCAUCCUCUUCCCACGCGCUCACCCCCGCCUGAUUUUCUGUGUCCCCAAUUCGGCUGCGCUGCAGCAACCCCCUCCCCAGCGCCUGCUCGAGACGUUGACGAAUCCUCGCAGGGGGCGUCUUCGUCAGCGACGGCAGCAUCCUCUUCCAUCAGAGCUCAGUAUGCUAGGAGUGUCUCCGUUGCCGACAAAUAUGUCUCAUACUCUGAUGGCCGAUGGCGCAAAACAGAUGUCUGGACACUGUAUGGCUCAACAUUCUGCUCAGAUGGCAUCUGCUCCGCAACACCAACAGCCACUACCACUAUAGUUGAGACCAUGUCUGCCUCGGUCACUUCGACUGCCACAGGGGUGAUAGGCACCAAUGCCGCAGACAAUGUGUCCGAAGACAUCGAUACGUUGCCAUCAGGAUGGACCAAGGAAUCCCAUACAGAUCCAUAUACUCCCGUAAUCAUCACGUUGUCUGUCGUCCUCGCGAUUAUGAUCUGCGUGACCAUCAUUUCCUGCGUGUUUUGGAGGCGACGUGCAAAACGGCUGAAGGAUCCGGAGAGAAGAACACGGCGGGCGGAUGGAGCAGUGGAUGAUGACACACGGGAGUGGAAGCGAUUUCGGUCACAGCAAAGGCUAUGGGCCAGGGCCACUGCGAGAUGGAAGGCAAACGUGCGACAAUCGGCACGUCGGCGCAAGAAACAAACCGCGUCCAGGGACGCUGAUCCGCGGCUAUCAACUGAAUCAUUAACCAGAGACUCGUCGAGCUCGUUGCGCCGCUCUCACGCCGAAUCUAUCUCUUCGGCGCGUAGUGGGGCCGCCAGUAGUGGGGUUUCUUUACAGGAAUCCAACUAUGCCACACAGCGAUCAACAUUCACAGAUUCUGCUUAUCCGCGUCGACCUACUCCCCCUGCCUAUCCAUCAAACGAUGUCGAUGUGUCAAUAGAACGGGGGGCUCUCUCUCAUCAGGUGUCAUCCCUUGAAUUAUCGUUCGGGCGAAAUGCUCCGCCUGCACUGCCAUUUAACUCUUCUGCAUCUGCAUCAGCUGGCCCUGUGGAUGGACCGCUUCCAUACGAAGGAUCUCCUCACGCAGGGCAUCUAGCCACGGAUGAUAAGGCUGUGCUUGCACACAUGGCGUCUCUUGCAAGCGCCCCACCGUCUGCAGAUCCCUCGGCCGCCGACGCGCUCCCAGAUUCGUCAGCGCUCUAUGCGUCAGUGCCUCCACUUGACGAUGAGUUCGAACCUUUGCCACGCUGCCUGCAAGUUGUCGAUUGCGAUGCCAACGUCGACGUGCAAGCCUCCGGUAGCCGGAGAAGCCUAUUGCCGAUGCCUCCACAUCCUGGCGCUGCUUGCCCACCAUCUCCACAUAACAUUUUGUAUAUUCCUCCUCCACCAGAGAAGGCCCGCCUUGUGGCGCCUACAUUUUACGAAUAUCCUGUAUCAUUCGAGGAGGAUGUACUCGGAGUCGAGCCCGAGGCAGGCCCUUCCGCGCCUCCAUUUGAAGAAACUCAAUGUCCUGCCGCUAGCGCGCCGCCGCUGGAGCUCGGUUAUGGCACGGAAGAUGUGGGCGUGCAGCCAUCCGCUCCCCCCGCUGAUUCAGAACCCGACGCGGUGAGAAUAACAGGCAUGGAUGUCGCGGGAAGUUCUGGUGGUGUAGGUGCUCCGCCCUCAAGCGUCGAGCAGUCGCUGUCGCUUCACAGGGUCGCGAGCCACCAUCUUUCGGAGCAUGCGUCGAUUUGGCACACCAGUCCGCCUCGCUAUCUUCCAUAGUACGCGAAGGAUUGGUGCCUGCCUCGCGCCGCAUAUUCGAGGCAUUGGGACGAGUUGUAAGCUAUUGAUGCUGUUCUGUGUCUGUCUGCUUUAUCAUGUGCUACGCUUUGGAGUAAGGGUUGUGAUAUCAGGCAUGCGUGCGGUUUUGUAUGUGCGCGCUGUUAUUGUUCUUUGGAUAGCUACCAGCAAUUUCAUCAGUACUUAGGAGUGUUAAAUACGCAAUAUCGCAUUAAUGAAUCCAUAUGCCAAUCCGUGCCCU